Exaiptasia diaphana is the source of this 1082-nucleotide messenger RNA. Its product is annotated as RYamide receptor. Gene Ontology annotation, biological process: G protein-coupled receptor signaling pathway. NCBI's taxonomy places the organism in Eukaryota, Metazoa, Cnidaria, Anthozoa, Actiniaria, Aiptasiidae. The coding region runs from base 32 to 1018 and encodes 328 amino acids. Gene Ontology annotation, cellular component: membrane. Gene Ontology annotation, molecular function: G protein-coupled receptor activity. The transcript has a single exon. The record is from RefSeq and is a predicted model, not a curated record.
AAUUGAGGAACGAUUUUUUUUGCUUCGCAAAAUGAACAACUCCUCAGCAACRGCCAACUUAACAAUCGGCGAGAUAACAGCAGUGUCGUCUCUCACAGAUGCCACUGAACUAUCUUAUGUCACAACUAGUAAAGCACUUGCUUACGUGAUUGCGAUGGURACGGCACUUGUUGGUAAUGYGUUGAUUAUCGUCUGUUAUUACAAAACCAGGACAGCAAAACACUUACACAGAAGUAUCAACGACUGUCUUAUCCUMAGCCUUGCUUUCUCGGACCUACUCCUGCCGGUAUUCGCYAUACCAGAGCGUAUAACCCGUAUAUACACUAACGAUCAGUGGGUCAUGAUGGGAACGUUUGGGGUUAUAUUGUGCAAGUUAGUGAACUUCAACGAGGCGGUGUCAAUAGUGGCGUCGUUGUUGACACUCGAUGCGAUUGCCUUUGAUCGCUGCACUGCUGUUAUGUUCCCAUUCAAAAAGACUUUGACAAUGCGCGGGAUAAAAUGGCUGCUGUUUGGYAUAUGGGCGAUCGCUCUAGCGUACAAUUCCCCAUUGCUCUAUUUCUCUUCGCUUGUYGAAGAAGCCGAUAAAGUUGUUUGCAAUGCAAGGACUUCGACAUGGAACGUUAAGUCAUGGCGUCAUUUUUACCUCGGGCUUUCCUCCGUUUCUUUACUAACAAUCUUCUCCUGCUACGUCGCCAUAGCAAUCAGAAUGUCAACAAGAAAAAAAUCACUGCGAAAGUUAAGCAUCAGUGGGCGACAAAGGGAAAUAACAAGUCGUAAAGUCCUAAAAACAAGCUCUGCCAUCAUCGUAGCUUUUUAUCUUUGCUAUUUUAACUACUGGUUCUACGCUUUACGUUGUUCUGACAAAGAUGAAAUCCCUGAUAUUUGCCGACAUGAAGYGUUUAGGUUUUUGUCUGUUUAUUUUGUGAUGCUAAAUAGCGCUUUAAAUCCUGUAAUUUACUUUGUGUAUAGUUCUAGGUAUCGUAGGGGAUUGUAUAGGUUAUUCAGUACGGUCAGGUAAUUAAGAAUAGACCAAAACAAAUYAAUUUGUUAAAUAAUGAAAUAAAAUGGGAUAAAUAAAUGGA